CAUUUCAUUGCUGUCACUGGCUAGAGAGAAAAGUUCACAUCACUAAUCAAAAUUGAGUUUCACACAGAUGACCGGAAUUCCGUAAUAUUUUAAAAUAUUUUAGAAAUUUAACAAAAUGAGCAAUCUGAAGCAAAUGUACAAAAUCCUCCCUGGCCUAGCCAGGCGGGCAAUAACCACAGGGACAUUGAGAACCCAAGUACCACAACUGCGGCUCCCGCAACUGAUGCGCCAAGCUACCAAAACAAACUCAGCUGUUUCCAAAUGCAUGUUCAGAAGCAUCCACACCACCCCGAAAGUGGAUACUGCGGAGAACACGGCCGAGGGCAGCAUUCCGCUGGUGGAUCUUCAGUCCAAGUUGACAUUGGUCUACACCUGUAAGGUGUGCGACAAGCGCAAUUUGAAGACCAUUUCCAAGGUGGCCUACGAAAAAGGGGUCGUUAUUGUGAAGUGUGACGGCUGCUCCAAGCAUCAUCUUAUAGCCGACAACCUGAAGUGGUUCUCAGAUCUCAACGGGAAGCGCAACGUUGAGGAGAUACUGGAGGAGAAGGGCGAAAAAGUUUAUCGGCUGUCCUUAUCCACCGAUAAUGUUGAGUUCCUUCCCAAACCAGAAGCUUAAAUUAUAAUUACUGUUUUGUUUUAACUAUAAACGAAUGCGGCUUUACUGAGCAA
Drosophila bipectinata is the source of this 669-nucleotide messenger RNA. RefSeq lists its product as uncharacterized. The record is from RefSeq and is a predicted model, not a curated record. Lineage: Eukaryota; Metazoa; Arthropoda; Insecta; Diptera; Drosophilidae. Gene Ontology annotation, biological process: protein import into mitochondrial matrix; protein stabilization; protein folding. Gene Ontology annotation, molecular function: zinc ion binding; protein-folding chaperone binding. Gene Ontology annotation, cellular component: mitochondrion.